Molecule: messenger RNA, 2307 nt
Organism: Brachypodium distachyon (stiff brome)
Lineage: Eukaryota; Viridiplantae; Streptophyta; Magnoliopsida; Poales; Poaceae
Product: protein CHROMATIN REMODELING 35
Exons: 5
Coding region: 1-2307 (768 amino acids)
Biological process (GO): gene silencing by siRNA-directed DNA methylation
Molecular function (GO): ATP binding; ATP-dependent chromatin remodeler activity
Source: RefSeq, a predicted model, not a curated record
AUGGACGCCGCGGCCGCCGCCACGAAGAUCUUCCGGCGGAAUCAUCGAUGUGAGGCACUGAGUGUUAAUUUUGUGGCGACCUACUUCUUGCGUUGUACGUGUGAAAGCAAAAAGGCUGCUAGCGACGUGGAGAAGAUAGCAGAAACACAAACUUCCCCUGCUCUUCCUGGCUCCCACGUGGAUGGAGAUGCUGAAACUGCCCCAAGAAAAAGAAAAAGGGAAAACGAACGAGAUUCAGCAGCAGUUGAUUUGCCUUCAAACACCUACAACCCUGUGGAGGAAGAGGAGCCUAUGGAAGAUGGUAAACCCAAGAAGGAAAGUAAUGGUCACCAGGAUAUUUGGAAUGCCUUCGACAUGGCACUGGAAAACUCCAAGCUUGACACACCUGAAGAUGUACCCAAUAUAAAAGAAGUGAGUGAAAAAGAGGUGAAGAUUGACUGCAAUCAUCAAAUAGAGAUUCAUGAAGAUCUAGGCCAUGUCUGCCGUAUCUGCAGUAUGAUUGUGAGAAAGGCUGACAUGAUAUUUGAUUUUGAGUGGAGAAAGGUAUCAUCAAGGUCAAGGUCAUAUUUCAAAGAAACACGUUCUAGUGAGAUUGUCCUUGGUAAUGUUACAGUAUAUGAAGAUCUCACUGCUUUAGAUGUUGCCAUUCAUCCAAGACAUGCACAACAUAUCAGGCCGCAUCAGUUGGAAGGAUUCCACUUCUUGGUUAAGAAUUUAGUCUGUGACAAACCUGGAGGAUGCAUUCUAGCUCAUGCCGCUGGUUCGGGGAAAACAUUUAUGAUCAUAUGUUUCAUUCAGAGCUUCCUUGCGAAGCAUCCGUCUGCAAGGCCUCUUGUUGUACUUCCCAAAGGCAUAGUUGGUACGUGGAAGAGGGAAUUUCAACGGUGGCAAGUGGAGGACAUACCACUGUAUGAUUUCUAUUCUGUUAAUGCUACAAAAAGAGAAGAUCAGCUGAAAAUACUCUACUCUUGGCAAUCCAAUAUGAGCAUUCUGUUUCUUGGAUAUGAGCAGUUCUCUAAGAUCAUUUGCUUUAAUGGAGAUGAAAUUGCUGGAGCUGCGUGCCGGGACAUGUUGCUUAUGGCGCCGAACCUACUGAUAAUGGACGAGGGUCAUACACCUAGGAAUAAGGAGACCAAUCUGCAAGAUUCACUGAGCCAAGUACAAACGCCACGUAAGGUGGUCAUGUCUGGCACUCUUUUCCAGAAUCAUGUUAAGGAAGUGGUCAGCAUAUUGAACCUUGUGCGCCCAAAGUUUCUCAAUACGGGAUCAACUCGUCCCAUCGCUCGACGUAGUAUGAGUCAGGUAGCAAUAUCUGGUAAGAAGAUUCCAAAAGAUCCUCGUAAGUUUGACAAGGUAUUUGCUGAGUCAGUCGAAGAGACCCUGCUGCAUGAUGUGAACUUCACAAGAAAAAAACAUGUUAUUAGAAGUCUCAGAGAACUAACAGAAGGUGUGAUUCACUACUACAAGGGUGAUAUCUUGCAUGAGUUACCUGGCCUAAUAGACUUCAGCGUCUUUUUGAAACUCAGUCCCAUGCAAAAAGAAUCCAUCCAGAAGUUAGAAGCCUAUGAGUAUCUUAAAAGUAGUGCAGUAGGAACUGCACUAUACGUGCAUCCUUGUCUGUUUGAAAUGUCAGAAGCUGGUGCUGCGGACAGAGCUAAAAACUUGACAGAUGCAACGGUAGAUACUUUGGUUGAGUCUGUGCAGCUGAGUGAUGGUGUGAAGGCCAAUUUCUUCAUUAAUAUUCUGAAGCUAGCUUCUUCUGCAGGAGAGAAAUUGCUUGCUUUUAGUCAGCAUAUACUCCCCAUGAAAUUUUUGGAAAGGUUGUUGGUCAACAUGUUUGGCUGGCGUGUAGGAAAGGAGAUAUUUGCAAUAACGGGUGAUACUAGUGCAGCAGACAGAGAAUUGGCCAUGGACAAGUUUAACAACUCUGCUGAUUCUAAAGUUUUGUUUGGUUCUAUCAAGGCAUGUGGGGAGGGCAUUUCCCUUGUAGGUGCAUCCAGAGUUGUCAUCCUAGAUGUUCACCUGAACCCAUCUGUUACCCGUCAAGCAAUCGGGCGUGCCUUCCGGCCUGGACAGAAGAAGAAAGUAUUUGUCUACAGGCUUGUAGCUGCUGAUUCUCCAGAGGAAAACUUUCAUGAAAUUGCAUUGAGGAAAGAAGGCAUAGCAAAGCUGAUGUUUGAAUGGAAUGGGCGACAGUGCACUGCUGAAAACUUCGAACUGAACCGAGUUUAUAUAAGUAACUGUCAAGAUGAAUUUCUGCACAAUAAUGCGAUGCGCUGGGAUAUCAAAGCUUUGUAUACAAGGUGA